Messenger RNA from Helianthus annuus (common sunflower), 824 nucleotides. Its product is annotated as ethylene-responsive transcription factor ERF038. Gene Ontology annotation, biological process: regulation of DNA-templated transcription. NCBI's taxonomy places the organism in Eukaryota, Viridiplantae, Streptophyta, Magnoliopsida, Asterales, Asteraceae. Gene Ontology annotation, molecular function: DNA binding; DNA-binding transcription factor activity. The transcript has a single exon. The record is from RefSeq and is a predicted model, not a curated record. The coding region runs from base 65 to 676 and encodes 203 amino acids.
CCUAAGCUUAUUACUUCCCCACAUGCUCUCAUAUCUUCACCUACUACCACCACUCUAGAAUAACAUGGAUCAAGCAACCACAACCACCACCAGCACCGCCGCCACGAAGCGGCCCAAAGACGGAGAAUUAAGUCAUGAUGAAGUUACCAAAAAGACGAAGAAAAUCGACAUUGAUCACCCCGUAUACCGCGGGGUACGAAGGAGGAGUUGGGGAAAAUGGGUAUCUGAAAUCCGCGAGCCAAAGAAAAAAUCAAGAAUAUGGCUCGGGACUUUCGAUACCCCAGAGAUGGCGGCUAGAGCCCAUGAUGUGGCUGCAGUCGCCAUCAAAGGUCACUCAGCUAUCCUCAACUUCCCAGAACUGGCUCACCAGUUUCCCAAACCGGCUUCUAACUCCCCUAGAGACAUUCAAGCCGCCGCGCUUAAAGCCGCCGCAAGUUUGGACGUACAAAACCUUAAUUCCAAUAAAGAUGAAGCCGAGCCGAGCCAGAUUGAGCUUCCAUGUUCUUCAUCUUCACCUCAAAGUGAUAUAACGGAUGACCCGUUUCUUGAUUUGCCGGAUCUUUACAUGGAUCUUGGAAACCGGAUAUUCUACACAUUGCCGGAGAAGAUCACCGGAUCAGCCACCGGUAAUAGUGAAUUCUGGCCAGAAGAUCAUUUCUUGUGGAACUAUAGUUAGACAAGCGUGUAUGUAAAAAAUUUAAAUAAGAAUAUUACAAUCAGAAAACCAAAUUUUUAUUAUUUGUCAAAUGGGAAGCUAUAUUUGUUUUUUCCUUCAUUUUUGUAAACUAAUGAAAUUAAUUAAUGGCAUCUUUGAUUUGCAUGAA